This is a messenger RNA of Aethina tumida (small hive beetle), 1597 nucleotides long. RefSeq names its product syntaxin-16. Gene Ontology annotation, cellular component: membrane; endomembrane system; SNARE complex. The coding region runs from base 80 to 1015 and encodes 311 amino acids. Gene Ontology annotation, biological process: vesicle-mediated transport; vesicle fusion; intracellular protein transport. The transcript is spliced from 3 exons. Gene Ontology annotation, molecular function: SNAP receptor activity; SNARE binding. Lineage: Eukaryota; Metazoa; Arthropoda; Insecta; Coleoptera; Nitidulidae. The record is from RefSeq and is a predicted model, not a curated record.
CACUUACACAUAAACAGUGAAACGUCAUGUAUGAGGUAUUUCAUUGAAUUUUUUAUUUAAAUACACAAAAUAGUUUAAAAUGGCAACAAGAAGCUUAACGGACGUAUUUCUCUUAAUGAGAAAUAAUGCAAUACGCAGCAGACACAUAUAUCCUGAUCAGGAGGAUUCCGAAAGGAUGCAUUUGGUAUCUUUAAAUGAUUUAGAAGAGGGCCUUCUUGAUAAAAAUGAUAAUCGAAUGCCUCCAAUAUGGAUAGACUAUCUGGAGAAGGCACAAAUGAUUUUGCCAAAACUGAAAGCAAAAAUCAAUGAUUUAAAGCUGUUACAUUCCCGACACUUGCACAGACCAACGUUUGAUGAAAGCUCUGAUGAUGAAAUUGCAAUAGAAAAUUGUGUUCAUGAAAUCACAAGAAUGUUCAAUGAAUGUCAUAGACUUGUACAAAUUAUCAGGAGCCAUUCUGCUGAUGGUGUACAAAAAGAACAAAGACUUACUGUUAAUGUGUACCAUUCUUUAGCCACUGCAUUACAAGAAUUAUCCACUACAUUCCGAUCAACACAGAAUAGUUAUUUAAGACAGAUUCAAUCUAGGGAAGACCGUUCAAAAAUAUAUUUUGAUAAUCAAAUAGAAAUGGAUGAUUUUUACAACCAGGAAUCUGAAGAAAUAGAUAAUUAUUUCAUCAACUCCAAACAAAUGACACAGCAACAAUUGUUAAUGUUAGAAGAAGAAAAUACUAGAUUUGCUCAAGAGCGUGAACAAGAAGUUAAUGCCAUUGUUAAAUCUAUUGUGGAUCUUAAUGAAAUUUUCAAAGAUUUGAGUCAAAUGGUAACUGAUCAAGGAACAGUUCUAGAUCGAAUAGAUUACAACAUUGAACAAACACAAAUUAGUGUGUAUGAGGGAUUCAAACAGCUCCAAAAGGCUGAUGCAUAUCAAAGAAAGAACAGAAAGAUGUGUGCUAUAUUAGUUUUAGCUGCCACCACAAUUUUGCUAAUCUUUAUUUUAAUUAUUGUGAAAUCCUAGUCAUUCAUGUCUGUUUUACGCCAUCAUUUUAUUUAUUAUUUUAGUUGUAAGCCAAAUAUUUAUUGUGUAUAUAACAAAUAUUCCAAUUAAAAAGUUAUUUCAGAUAAAAAAUAGAUUUUUCUUUGCACUGUAACUCUUAGUCUAUUAGUAGAUAUACAAAUAAUUUAUUUUUUCAAUUAGUUUCUAUGAAUUCCCAUAAAUUUUACAAUUUAUAUUUUAAGAUUUUCUUGAAAGUCUGUAUUUUAAUGUUCUAGAUACAUUUCAGGAUGUUAUUGCGAAUUUUAAUAAGAGGCAUUUAACAAGAUUACAAUAUUCAAGAUUGAACAGAUUAUAAUAUUCAAAAAACGCAGUCUACACAGCUGAUGCAUAUCAAAGAAAUAAACAGCUUUAUGAUAUAUCAAUUUUUGAAGGCAUCACAAUUUUACUAAUCUUUAUUUUAACUAUUAUUUAAUCCUAGUCAUUCAUGUGUAUAUUUAAUCCAUUAUUUUAUUUCUUUUAGUUAUGUUAAAUAUUUAUUAUGUACAUAAGAAAUAUUUCCAUUAAAUGGUUCAAAUAAACUAUAGAUUUUUCAUUGGGCUAAAA